Parascedosporium putredinis is the source of this 507-nucleotide messenger RNA. The record is from the annotation of a GenBank genome assembly. Lineage: Eukaryota; Fungi; Ascomycota; Sordariomycetes; Microascales; Microascaceae.
AUGGGGUGUGUCAUCGAGCCCGAGACCGAAGCCAGCAGUCGCGAAGAAGCCGCCAUCUGCAUCAUGUCUAAGCUCUUCAUCGGUGGCCUCGCCUGGCAUACGGAGGAGGGGACGCUCCGCCAGAAGUUUGAAGAAUUCGGUGCAGUCGAAGAAGCAGUGGUGGUUAAGGAUCGAGACACCGGUCGCAGCCGGGGAUUCGGGUUUGUGCGCUACACACAGGAAGCCGAUGCCCAAAAGGCCAUUGCAGCGAUGAACAAUGUCGAGUUUGACGGGCGGACAAUCCGUGUCGACAAGGCCUCCGACAACGGCCCGAGAUCAAACGCCGGCCGAGGCGUGACUCCACAGUACGUGGGACGCGGCGGAGGUGGGGGCUACGGGGCACCGCAGAUGUCAUACGGCGCUCCUCAGGGAUACCCGAUGCAGAUGCCCCUCAGGUAUAUGGAAGGGGAUAUCCGCAACAGCCGUACGGCGUGCCGCCACAAGGUGAGUUUUCGUCUCAUACUCUGA